Messenger RNA from Mytilus californianus (California mussel), 4167 nucleotides. RefSeq names its product thioredoxin reductase 2, mitochondrial-like. The transcript is spliced from 17 exons. Bases 14 to 1564 code for a protein of 516 amino acids. Gene Ontology annotation, biological process: glutathione metabolic process; cell redox homeostasis; cellular response to oxidative stress. Gene Ontology annotation, molecular function: flavin adenine dinucleotide binding; glutathione-disulfide reductase (NADPH) activity; thioredoxin-disulfide reductase (NADPH) activity. The record is from RefSeq and is a predicted model, not a curated record. Lineage: Eukaryota; Metazoa; Mollusca; Bivalvia; Mytilida; Mytilidae. Gene Ontology annotation, cellular component: mitochondrion; cytosol.
UCUCCCAUGUAAGAUGUCUGCGCCCAUAAGACGAUGUUGCAGAAUAAUAAGAAUAGCUGUAAUACCAAAAUCACGACAAUAUUCAUCCACAGUUUCUGGUAGAGAUGUGUAUGAUUUGGUAGUUAUAGGAGGAGGAUCUGGUGGAUUAGCAUGCUCUAAAGAAGCUGCCCAUUUUAACAAGAAAGUUGCAGUAUUGGAUUAUGUAAAACCUUCUACACAAGGAACAAAAUGGGGUCUUGGAGGAACCUGUGUAAAUGUGGGAUGUAUACCCAAAAAGUUGAUGCACCGGGCUGCAUUGUUGGGGGAAUCAAUCCAGGAUGCCAGUGUGUUUGGAUGGAAUGUUCCAACAGAUGUACAGCUUGACUGGAAUAAGAUGUCUGAACUUGUACAGAAUUAUGUCAAGUCUUUAAAUUGGGGCCACAGAGUACAGUUGAAAGACAAAAAUGUAGAAUACAUCAAUGCUUAUGGAACAUUAUUAGAUGCCAACACCAUUAAAUAUGUAGAUAGUAAAGGAAAAGAGAGGCUGUUGACAGCAAAGAAUAUAGUGAUAGCUUCAGGAGGAAGACCACAUAUUCCAGAUGAGAUUCCUGGAGCUUUAGAACACAGUAUCACCAGUGAUGAUAUAUUUUGGUUAAACAAACCACCAGGAAAAACAUUGGUAAUUGGUGGAAGUUAUAUUGCUUUGGAGUGUGGGGGAUUUCUGACAGGAAUGGGCUUUGAUACAACUGUAAUGGUCAGAUCUAUAUGUCUACGACAUUUUGACCAGCAAAUGGCAAAGCUUAUAGCAGACUAUAUGGAAAAUCAUGGAACAAAAUUUCUGAAAAAGUGUUGUCCACAAAAAAUAGAAAAAUUAAGUGAUGGUAGAUUAGAAGUAUUUUACACAGAUAAAAAAGGAAACACAUGUUCUGAUAUAUACGACACAGUAUUAAUGGCUGUAGGCAGAAAACCAGAAACCUUAGGAAUAAAUUUAGAAUCUGUUGGUGUUGUAACAGAUCCAGACACCAAUAAAAUAGUAGGAAACCAUGACAAUGACCAUGAAAGAAGUUCUGUGCCAAAUAUUUAUGCAAUAGGAGAUGUCUUACAUGACAGACCAGAAUUGACACCAGUGGCCAUAAAAGCUGGAAGAUUGUUGGCUGAGAGGCUGUUUGGUGGAUCCAAAGUGAAAAUGGAUUAUGAUAAAAUUCCUACCACUGUGUUCACACCAUUAGAAUAUGGUGUUGUUGGUUUAUCUGAAGAUGAAGCUAUACAGAAGUUUGAUGAAGAUAGUAUUGAGGUUUAUCAUGCAUUUUACAAACCACUUGAGUUUGCUCCAGUAGGGAGAGAUGUGUCACAGUGUUAUAUAAAGGUAAUAUGUAUGAGAGAUGGAGGAAAAGUUUUAGGUAUACAUUUUCUGGGACCUAAUGCUGGAGAAGUUAUACAAGGUUUUGCUGCAGCAGUAAGGUGUGGAAUUUCUUGGCACGACUUGUCCAGAACUGUAGCAAUUCAUCCAACUAGUGCUGAGGAAGUGGUUAAAAUGACUAUUAAUAAAAGGUCAGGCCUUGACCCUACUGUUACGGGAUGCUGAGGUUAAAGUUCACUCCUUUUACUAUUUACUAUCCUCUGAUAACGUGAGAAUCUCCUAAGUAUUGCGAAAAAUAUUUUGUAAGUAUUUUUGUAUGAAUUAUGAAUUUUUUUUAUAUAUGUGCAUGAACAAGAAUUAAAAAGGGAUAUUUUAUGAAUUUGAAUUAGAGUAUGAAAGUGAUGAUGUAUGUAAUGUAAUAUUAAUAAGACAGAGUAAUUACCUUAGUUCUAUGUAAGUUGCUUCAUAGCCUGUGAUAAGUUCAGAGGAGGCAAUUGACCUUUACUUGCCAUCUGCUAUUUUUUUUUUUUAUUAUUAAGAUUUUAUUUCAACCAUUAAAGAUAGCACAAUCUGAUUAAAACCAGAUUUUUCAUUUUCUUUUUUUUUUUGCAUGUGUAAGAUCUGAAAACAACCAAUAUUUGAGCAAAAGCAAUCAUGUAACUUAAAAGAAAACUGGUGCUAAAAUUUGUGUCUACUACUCCUUUUAUAUUUUGUUGUGUGUGUUCUCUUUUACACUGAACAUUUGAGUCACAUAUAUAUACCGCAUCUGGGACAUUGGAAGACCGUUUCUUUUAUUUAUAGUGCUACGGUAUUUGCUUGCAAAAAGUCUAAUUGCCCUCAACCUUUAAAAUCCCAUGUAAUUUUAUAACAAAUAGUACAAACUCCUUUCUUUCCAAUUUUGUGUUCUGAAGAAUUAUGACUUUAUAUUUGAUGAGGGUCUUUAGGGGGCCUUUAUUUAUGUAUUCUUAUUUUUCCCCAUUUUUCUCUAUUUUGAGCACCUCAUUAUUAUCUAUUCUUUAUUUUGUUGCUGCAAUUUUCUUUUAUGAAAUUGAUGUCUUUGUUUUUCAUUUCUGUUAUGACUUUUGAAAACUUAAAAGUUAUACAUGUUUAGAGUUAAAUUUGUGAGUAUGUAGUAGAGGAGAAGUGACUUUUGAAUAAUUAAAAAAAAACAAAUAAAAUGUUCAUUGUACAUUAACAUUAGUUAAAACAUUUUCUUACUGAGAGAGAAAAGUAGAGUUUUGUGUGUUUUUUUCUUAUAUAUAAUUGAGAACAUAUGCAUGCAUGUCUGUUUGUGUGAUAAAAAGUCAAAAACUGAUCUUUUGUAUUAAAAUACUACUUUUCUUUCACUGAUUCUAAAGAGCAGGAUUCUUGUAUUGCAAUUUUGUAUUUGUAAAUAUUUUGUAUACCUUGUUUACUCUUUGUUAUCAGAGGAUGUGUAUUAGGAGUGUAUUUUUAUUAUUAUAUGUUUAUCCUGCAUGACAACUUUACCUUAAGGUGCUGCCAUAGCAACAGGUAUAGUUUGAUGAAAGGAUAAUUCAAAUUCAGCCAAUCAAAAUGUAUAUUUUAAUUCAUUACUAAAUUCCUUUAUUCUACAUACUGUGGAUUCAUUUAUUUUGUAGAUUGAGGUCAACUUGCAUUUUCGUCGAUAUUUGAUUUCAUGGCUUAACCAAAGUCUGCAUACAAGCCUAUAGACAAUUUGUAAUUCUUUGAAAAGUUAAAUUCGUGGUUCACCUUUAUCAAUAAAAUGUACGAAAAAAUUGGGUGUCCCAAGAAUAAUGAUAAAUCCAGAGUAUGGAAUUUUCCAAAAGUUGCAAUUUUUUGAAUUCAAUGAACAAAUGAUGGAUAUAAAAAGGUUCACUGUUGAUUAUUGGAAAAAUGUCCUAAACAACUGAUAUUUAUAACCCAAUGUAUCAUUUUGCUAUAUUUAGGUUGUAAUCAUCUGUAAUUGUCAGGUGUAUGACCAUUCUCAUUUUACUGUCUCUAAACCCGAUAUUAUGACAUUUGACUGCAUAUAGUUAUGUUACAUUGUAUUAUAAAUGUUUUGUAAUUUAAUCAUGAGCAAAUUUGAACAUUGUUUGAUACUUAUUUAAGCAUGACAAAAUUGAGUUCUAUUCAGGAUUGUUAUUGUUAAGUUGUGACUUUUUUUUCUUUCUCAGUGAAAAGACACUACAUUUAAAUAUGAUAUUUUGUUUAUUCAUGUUUUAAUAUUUAAUUUUAUGUCUACUGCUGAAUUAAAUAUAUAUAUAUAUUUGCAAGUUUGAGAUUAAAUUUGUUACAUUUUGUUAGCAUUUAGAUUAUCUCAUGCAAAGAUUCUGGCUAAGAGAUAAGAGCUUAAAUAUCUUGUGGUUUAAAUAUCGUUCCUGUUAGAAUUUGGCUGGAUGUAUUUGUCAAUUUAUACCUAUCCUUUCUUAAGACAAUAAUUAAAUAAACAUGAUAUAAAUGCUUUUAAAUUAAGCCCUCUGGUCUCAAAAACAAUUAUCUUUGUUGUUUAAUUUAUCCUGCUUGUUUAAUAUAUUGCUUCUGUUAUAUCAAUGUAUUAAGGAUUUUCUAUUGUUUUUUUUUCAAAUAUAGAAGUAAAUUUAUACAAUUACAAAUAUUUCUAAUAAGAAUUGUAUGGAAAGUAAAUUUGAAAUACUUAUAAUUUUUUCAGAAUAUGUAUUGUUUUUAUGAAAGUUUUUUCAGUGCAAAUGAAAUAUUUUUGUUUAUGACUGAUUAUUAUUGUCAGUGUCUGUUGUACAUCUUUUUAUACCUCUUAUCUUUUCUUGAGAUGAUAUAUACUAUUAAAAAGACUCUCUGUUUAUUUAGUUUUAUUAAAAGGUACAUUUGUA